Messenger RNA from Eimeria mitis, 6435 nucleotides. Its product is annotated as elongator complex protein 3, putative. Gene Ontology annotation, cellular component: cytoplasm; elongator holoenzyme complex; nucleus. Bases 1 to 6435 code for a protein of 2144 amino acids. Gene Ontology annotation, molecular function: iron-sulfur cluster binding; cysteine-type deubiquitinase activity. Gene Ontology annotation, biological process: tRNA wobble base 5-methoxycarbonylmethyl-2-thiouridinylation; protein deubiquitination. NCBI's taxonomy places the organism in Eukaryota, Apicomplexa, Conoidasida, Eucoccidiorida, Eimeriidae. The transcript has 17 exons. The record is from RefSeq and is a predicted model, not a curated record.
AUGACUGUUCAGAAUAGUGGGUCCCGUUCGAGGACCCUUGCCGAGGCCUCCGGUGGUGGUCACCAGGAGCGCAGAGCCUCUACUAACACAUCCAGCUCCCCAAGAAGUGACGGAUCUCUUCAGAUGCGUCCUGAGGCUUUGAAUAACAGCGUUGAGGGGAGCCAACAGCACGAAGCCCUCACAACCCCCGGUGAAACCGCACGAGAUGCGCUAUCAUCGUUUCCUCAUACUGAAGGGCCCAACGCCUCCAGAAUUCCUAUUCAAGGAGCAGCACGAGCAGCGCCAGCACGACGAGUAACAGGCUUUGAUCUGUAUGAGUCCGAUGAGCUGUUUGCUAGCUCUCCUACGGGGUGUUGCCUGGCGGACCCCAAACAACCUCAAGCUCCACAAACGCAGCAAGAACAACGCCAGCAACAGCAGGACCAACAGAAACAAGGGCAGAAAGAGCAACAGAAAGAAAUGCUUCUGAGUCCUAUGACCAUGCCAUCGAAAGAAAACUGUAUAGAAGACUUCCUUCCCUUAAACCUUGCACGGCGUCCUUCUGCAGAAAUGCUGCACCACCUCGGCAGUAGAGUGGCAGCAGACAAGCAUGAGGAUCCCAUCGGCACACUUACUCCAGCUGAUUUAAACCCCGCAAAGCCAGCGGAAGCAGUAGUACCAAUUCAAAUUGUGCCAUCUGAACUAACGAAGUCUAGAGAGGAAAUGGGGACGGUCUCUUCGGUAGUCGCUGUGCGAAAUAUCAAUGGCAGCAGCAUGCAUACAAGAGUUGUCAACAAUGGCUGCGGCGGCGCGGAUGACAGCAACAACCGCCGCAGCAAGAACAGCAGCAACCAAAGUAGCCGGCUGAGCAGACCUCAACAACUGCCUAUGACAUGCGAUAUUCCCUGUGCAUUGGCAGGAGUCACGCAACCCGGCGGGGAUUGCCCGGAUGGCCCUUUGGGUGUCGUUGCCACUGGAAGACCUUCUGCAGCAGCAUCAUCAUCACCAACGGCAGCAGCUUGGGCAGGUACCCGUGCGGAAGCGUGCGCAACAGUGACCGCCGCAGACAAAAAAGCUGAAACGGAGGAAGGCCUCCAAGAUGGUGAGUGUGAGUCUCCACCGGCCGAACGAAGGGGCAGCACGAGCAAUAACGGUGGUGGAAGCAACAACAAUGACGCUGACAACGCGCAAAGGCCGUGCUGCCAUGUUCCUGUCUUCGAGGACACCUAUCCAAAACUCUCCAAGAAUGUAGGAGGCCCACAGAGGCAACAACGCAGGGUUGCGACUGUCGAGGCACUCGUCCCGUGUAGUGGUAGAUUUGGCUCCCCAGGUAGCAUUUCUCCAAGAGAGCACCAAGGAUUGCACGAAGGAGAGCACCUGCAGCGUCCAUUGCAACAACAAAAGCCGCGCAAACAGCCUGAAAUCCUUCAAGAAGAGAAGGAAAAUGAACCGCAGCAGAACCCACAGGCGCAGAAGCAGCAACAACAGCAAAAGCCUCGAGAGUUUGUUCGACGACUCGCCUUGGGCUUGCUUAUUGGACGCAGAGCUGGCAGGAAGGAAAGGCGCACUUGGCUCGGCCGCUGCAAUAGCAGCGGCGGCAGAAUGAGCCAAAUGCAGCCAGAGCAACAACAACAGCAGCACGAACAAGAGCCACAACAGCAACAGCCACAGGAGCAGCAGGAUGACGGAGCCGAGUGGGAGGCUUGCUGUCUGUUGCAGCCAGCAGACGAGAAAAAGGAUAUUCCUGCUGCUAACAGCCGCAGCAACGCCAACAAUGGCACCGCGUUGGGGGGCUAUCGGAGGGCACCAGGCAAACUGCAACGAAUGGCGUUUUCUUUUGGCUGCUUUGGAGAGGCGUCACAGCGCAGGACAGAGACACAGCGAGAAAACUAUGAAGGGGCGUUGUUCCCGCGAGGUCUUGCCAACCUUAAGAACACAUGCUUCCUCAAUGCAGCACUGCAGGCCUUAGCGGGCAUUCCUUCCUUUGUAGCGUCGAUCCAAGCUGGCCUACCGCCUGAGCCGGGUGCUAGAGAGGCGCAGUGGCGGGAGUCUCCACGGGCUUGCGAUGCUUCACAUGAAGGAAUUAAGGCGGCCGCGAACGCCACUGCAGCUGCGGCAUGCAGCAGCACCACGGCAUCCCCGGACAGCGAAGAGACACGAGGUCAACAGGCGCACCAAGCCCAGCACCUCCAGAAUCGAUCCGAGCAGCAGAGGCACCAGCAGCAGGAUUUGCUGCAGCAGCAGCUCGUACGGCGCGAGGAACUUUUGCGGCGGCUGCGCCUGCAGCAAGAGAGGAGGGAAAAGCAUCAGCCUGAAUGCCUCGGCACUCUUGACGAGAACCAAAGGAAACUCCUUCUUAGGGAAUUCUUCACCUUGCUUUGCAGAUUGACGUGCUGCCCGAGCAUCCGGCCUCAGGGAAGCGCACAGGAGCCCUCUGCAGAGGAUUUAGCUGCUCAGAGGCCAAGGGAAUCAAACGCAGCUGCUACAACUAAACCAGAGAACCAGAACCAGCAGCAGCUGAGGCAACAGCCGCAUAUGCCUGCCGCGGAGCAGGAUACAAUUCGGCCCGAGAGGCUCAGAAGAGCCCUAGUUGCGCCGCUAGCGGGUCUUCUUUUAAACGACUGCAACAUGCAACAGCAACAGGACUGUCACGAGUUUUUAAGGGGCCUCAUCGACCUUAUUCACGAAAUACUUAAAACUUGCAGAUGGGAGAGAGAGGAAGCAGCAGCAGCAGAACAGCUGCUGCAACUGCAGGCCAUUUCGCCUGUGGCUGAUGUGGAGCCGUGGGUUAUGACCUCCUUCGGCUCUCUCCACAUCCCAUUAGCUGUGGACAAUGAUCAGCCAACGCAACAUCACAAGAACCAGACUCGAGCACAGCGAACUGACACUCCGACUGAGGAUAACGAAAGUAGCGACCCUGGCAAAGCGGUAGGAGGCGAUGCGGGGGAUGCUGAACGUGCAGAAAAGAAGUGGAGGGAAUAUAUAGGAGAUCAAGCUUCUCCUAUGGCAGAUUUCUUCGCUGGACAGCUCUGCAGCGAGAUCCAAUGUGCGGGAUGUCGCCAAUCCUUGUUCAUAUAUGAGCCCGCGUGGGACUUGUCUUUGCCGCUCCCCGCGGAUGGCAACAAAGUAUCUUUAAAUAGCCUAUUGGAGGGCUUCUUUGGCUCCGAGGAGCUGGAAUUCAGCUGCAGCAGCUGCCACAGCCCUGCUUGCAAGGCCCACAGGACAAUCAGAUACACACACCCUCCAAAAGUGCUUUUACUGCAAAUAAAGCGGUUUUCGGCUUCCGGACAAAAGCGGAGAACUCGCGUCGAGUACCCUCUCGAAGAACUUGUCAUUAAAACAAAGCGCGGAUCUGCCAGAUUUCGUUUGAUUGCAGUGAUAGAGCACAAUGGAAGCAGUUGUCAGUCUGGCCACUACGUGGCGUACGUGCGACGAAGGAGAUUUGUAGCUCCGGUUGCACUCCCCUCCUCAACUGCAGGGGCAGCCUCAGGAAAACCUGAGACACCCAGAAGCUCUGCAUGCUCUCCAUCGGAAUUCCUCAAGCGCAUAGGCAUUUUAAAGGGCUUCACGAGCCUUGCAUCCCACUCUCUGCGGCAUCCUAAUGGCCCUUCAACCGCACCUCUUUCGGGCCCGUCUCCACGGGAUCCCCCGCAUGAGUCACCGCUCAGGCCGCCUAGACAAGCGAUGUCAUUUGAGGGGAUGGCCGACGAUGGCACAGAGGGCGGAGAGGCGAAAGAGACAGAUGAAAUCGUAGAUGAUCCCUUGAUCAGCAUCAUACCCACGGCGCUUCCCUUUGGAGGUCGUGUCCCUAAGGCUCUAACCUCACGUGGAACAAUGGAUGAGCUCUUGGCUAGUGCUUCGACAGCAGUAACUGCUUCUGCUACGUCCUCGGCCUCUUCAGCAGUACCAUCAGCUAGUACUCCGGCGUCGGAGCCUCCUUCUUCCGCCGCCACAGAAUAUGAAGCGGCGGAUGAAGACGCCCUGCGCAGGUGGUUCCCUGCCACUUGCCCAGAUUACAAGGCCCGCUGUGGCGACGUCAAACAACUCGUAAAGGAGGAUCUAGAGGACCCCCACAGACGAAAGCACUUGGAAUCUUUUAAACAGAGCAUGCUGGAGUGGGAAGCAUACGAUCCGAGCAUAAGGAAUGUGAUGCAAGAGGAAACGGCGAACGCCUUUCUUGCCGACUUGCUAAGGAUAAGGCCCAAAACGAGCAAAGAGUUUGAUUCCGCAAUACAAGCCCUCAGGAAAAAAUAUAAGGUUGCUCCGGCCAAGUCGCAGCUUGUGGCUGCGUACAAGCGAUUACUCGAUGGAGAGGCAGAUUCACAGAAGACUCAGGACGCCAACCCUGUGGGGCCAUGUGGUGCGGAGUCUCUGGACAGUCAAAGCUGUUCAGACGGGCUGCGCAAUCCGAUGCUAGAAAGCUUAAUGCGGCGGAAGGCAGUGCGCACAAAUAGCGGGGUUCUUGUGAUCACCGUUUUGACUGCCCCCGGCCGUUUCUCCUGCCCGCAAGAUUGCCAUUACUGCCCGAAUGAACCUGGACAGCCGCGCUCAUACCUUUCAACUGAGCCGGCCGUGUUGCGAGCCAACCAGAACGGGUGGAGCCCUCUUAAACAGUUUCGUGACAGGGCGGGUACGCUUAAGCGGAAUGGCCAUGCGGUUGACAAGAUAGAAGUCCUUGUGCUGGGAGGUACAUGGAGCGGGUAUCCUCAGGACUAUCAAGAAGAAUUUAUCCGAGACAUAUACUACGCUGCAAAUGUCUUUGGAUUGCCUGAGCCCGUCCGCGACCCCCUCUCUUUGGAGGAGGAACAAAACCUCAAUGAAACUGCAGGGUGUCGCAUUGUGGGCUUAACGCUGGAGACACGGCCUGACUUCAUUUCACGUUACGAACUGCGCCGGCUUCGUCGUUUCGGCUGCACGCGAGUGCAGAUUGGCGUGCAACACGUCGACGACAAUGUGCUGCAGUACAUUAACCGUGGAUGCACUCGUCGUGACGCUAUAAAAGCCAUACGAAUGCUUAAGGACGCGGGUUUCAAGGUUGACGUGCACCUCAUGCCAGAUCUACCAUCAAGCAGUCCAGAUGCAGACCGUCAGAUGUUUUACUACGUCCUUUCCUCCCCCGAUCUCCAAGCUGAUCAGUGGAAAAUAUACCCGUGUGAAGUGACGCCUUUUUCAACGAUAGAGCAAUGGUAUAAGGAAGGCAAGUUCAUUCCCUAUGCGGACGUUGACGGGGAAGCCCUUUUGACCCUUAUUUGCUCUGUAAAGGCGGCCGUACAUCCGUGGGUGCGACUGAAUAGAGUAGUGCGGGACAUCCCAAAUCAGUCCAUCAUAGGCGGCAACAACGUCACAAACCUCCGGCAGGAACUUUCUAGGGAGCUGGAAAGCCGACAUUUGCGCUGCAAGUGCAUCCGCUGUCGCGAAGUGAAGGAUGAACAGCUUGAUUUGGGGGCAGCGGAGUUGUGUGUUCGCCGCUACGAAACGAACGGAGGAGUGGAGUUUUUCUUGUCUUUCGAAACGCCAGAUAGAAAAACAAUUUUUGGGUUUCUUCGGCUAAGACUUCGUGCUCGGAGGGCUCCUCGGGACUGCCCCUUUAGCGUGUUGAAUGGGGCAGCGCUUUUAAGAGAGCUGCACGUCUACGGACGGCUAGUUCCUCACGGAGAAGCGAAGAGCAGCGGGGACUUGCGGCCUCAACACGCGGGAUUCGGCAGGCGGUUGAUACAGGCCGCAGAAAUUGUUGCCAUGGCCAAUGGGUACUGGCGCAUGGCAGUCAUUGCCGGGAUCGGAACGAGGGAGUACUACCGCGCAAGCGGCUACGAGCUGGAGGACUCGUACAUGGUGAAAGAUUUGACUGUUUCGGGUUUGCAUGCCGGGCGGCCGGAUCUGCUUGCUGUUCAGCCGAAGGAGCUGCUAAUUGAGUUCCAAGACUUACCGCGAGCAGCCGCACAACUGCUACUUCCAUUGCCACCCAAGGCACCGCUCAGGAAACGCAAGGAGAUGCAAGGAAACAGAGGAAAAGGCAAGGGGAAGGCGAAGGGCGGGCCAGGGGUGGAUUCAGCCCUCCUCGCAUCCAUUGAGGAGACGAGAGAAAGAGCAAGUGCCUUCCUUACAGAGUAUACAACAAAAGUAGAGUCUAUUAACGUCCCUGCACUUUUGCAGAGGCUGAAGGAUAGCAAAAAAACACAACUAGACACACCAGAAUCGCCCUCCCUGUUUGCCGACAAGGAUACAUUUGCCGAGCACUGCAGUAUGUACGCCUCAUUACAGAAAUCCCAAAAAUCGACUGCAGGCAGCACUUCUGCACUUUCCUUUCUUCACCGUUGCCUGCCGUCCUGGCUGUUGGGUGGCAAUGCGGAUGCGUAUGGAUCGAGCGUCUUGCUAAUCGCCGCCUCAGCUGCAACCGUCGCUGUUGCCGGCGUGGCAACCGGUCUUCUGUGGUUUGCUGUUCGUAGACGGCAGUAA